This is a messenger RNA of Aspergillus wentii DTO 134E9, 876 nucleotides long. RefSeq lists its product as uncharacterized. NCBI's taxonomy places the organism in Eukaryota, Fungi, Ascomycota, Eurotiomycetes, Eurotiales, Aspergillaceae. The record is from RefSeq and is a predicted model, not a curated record. The transcript is spliced from 3 exons. Bases 1 to 876 code for a protein of 291 amino acids.
AUGAUAUCUCUGCUUCGUUUUUAUGAUUCUCUCUGGCCUCCUCUCCAUGCCGUCAUUCUCAAUAUCCCACCAUCGAGGCUUCCUCUCUUCCCCUCUUUAGCUGGUGCAGCAUGGUUUGUGACUCUGGCAGGACUGAUUCUAACAUGGAUCGCCCAUGGGACGCCUCAAUAUCCAGGACAGAGUAACCCCGAUGUUGCAUUCAUCUCAGACAUCGCAUCCUUCCAACUAAAGCCACUCUUUCUUAUUGGAACGUCCAUAACCGCCGUCUGUUUUGUCAUCACCGUAGCUGCGGUCCAUGUUGUCCGCUAUGAGCCUGGGUUCGCUUUGGUUAGAUGUCCUGGGUAUAACGAAGACGAUAUGAUUGACAAUAAUGAUAAUGGUAUAAACGAAACUAACAACAGCAAUGAUGAUGAUGACAUCGAUGAAGAGGAUGAUAACAUCGCCAAAACCCUUCGGGUGAUCUCCCUCUUAUCCAUAUUUGCUGCAGGCGUGGCCAGCACAGCUCUCAUCUUACUGGCUAUCAUGGAUACAUUUCGGUAUCAUCACGCCCACAAAUUCUUUCUUCGAAUCUGUUUUGCCGGACUGGCUUUACAGGCAGCAGGCACUGCAAUAGUGUAUGCAAACGAGGUCGUCGGGUUUGUGUACUUUCUGUAUAACGGGGGACGUUGGCAACACAAUUGGGGGAAUAGGAGUUUAAGAGUAAGAGUCUUUGCCUCGUUAUCAACAGGCCUGAUCCUCUUGGAGGUAUUCCUUGGUGCGGCUUUCAUCGCCCUUGAAGAGGACCGCUCGUACCGGACUGCUGGUAUCCUCGAAUGGAUCAUUGCUUUUCUAGGGACUGGGUAUCUAUGGCUAUUUUGCGGAUUUUUUGAUAGGUAA